Messenger RNA from Choloepus didactylus (southern two-toed sloth), 2136 nucleotides. RefSeq lists its product as uncharacterized. The coding region runs from base 30 to 2003 and encodes 657 amino acids. The record is from RefSeq and is a predicted model, not a curated record. The transcript is spliced from 12 exons. Lineage: Eukaryota; Metazoa; Chordata; Mammalia; Pilosa; Megalonychidae. Gene Ontology annotation, molecular function: integrin binding; proteoglycan binding. Gene Ontology annotation, biological process: nervous system development; heart development; cell-substrate junction assembly.
UUGAUUCUGGGGAACUAUUUACUAUUAAAAUGAUGGACAACUCAGUUAUUCUACUGCUCUGGUUACAGUUUGUUAAGAUCUCAAAAAGUUUCCAUUGUAUACUAGUGGAUAAACAAACAACUACAGUUUUUAUUGAAUGGAAUGAAUUUCCUAUGGGAGGACAUCCUGAAUUUUAUGUUUUAAAAUAUCAGCUUAUUAAUGAUUUUGCACAAAAGAAUAUCAAAAGCAUUCUUGCAGACCCACAAAAGCUUCAGAAAUCAAUAAUAACACUAGAGGAAAAUGAAGACUAUCACAUCAUUAUACAAUCCAUUAAACACGGAAAAAUUUUAAGUGAAAAGUCAUUCCAAACCUGUGGACUCUCAUCUAGAAAUAUUAAAACAGUAGCAACAAGUACAAGUGUUACUUUUAACUGGAGUAUGCUGCCUUUCAGUGACUUUUCUGUGUCAAUAUCCCUUCAUAAUUUUUCACAAAUAAUGCAAAAUAAUGUUAUGCUUUAUGAGUGGAGUAAUUUGAAACCUGCAACUUUAUAUACUUUUACGUUUGAAUUUAAACAAUUGCAUUUGGAUUUUGUAAAUAUAUUUCAGAGAUUGGAUAUUCAAGUUGAAACAGGUUCAUGUUCACAAGGAUGGGUAGCCUUAAAAAACAACUGUUACAGAAUUAGCAAAGAGAGUAAGCCAUGGAAUAUAGCCCAACAGCAUUGUAAGUUAUUCUUAAGUUCUGCACACCUUGUGGAUAUAAAGAAUGAAGAGGAAAAAAAAUUCAUAUUUUCACAUCUCAGAUCAAAGAAUCAAAUAAUAAUAUGGACUGGUCUUAAUGACAUAAAGAAAGAAGGCCAUCUCACAUGGACAGAUGGAUCACCUAAUGGACUUAUGGAAAAUGAAAUAUUUUCUUUUCCAAUGUUACCCCAAAAUGAAACAGAUUGCUAUAUUUUACAGCAAAAUGCAACUGGAUCAAACUAUUUCUUUACAAGAUUUUUCUGUUAUGUUCCAUUGCCAUGUAUUUGUGAAUAUGAAUUACCUUCUGUACAGGAAAACUUUUUGUUCUAUAUAAAGGAGAUUGGAACAACUGAAGUUGUAUUUAGUUGGAAUAAUUUGAAUGGCCUCAACAAUUUGAAUAAGUGGCUGAUACUGGGAUAUAAGAUAAUCAUCAAGUAUUAUUUAGAUUAUGCAGAAGAAAAUUUUGAAAGCAUGCACCCAAAUACAACAGAAAAAGCAAUUACCCAACUCUCUCCUGGCCGUACUUACAGAUUUUUACUCUUCGCAAUAAAUGAAUGGGAGGCAAAAACUACUCUAAGUCCAGUAUUCAUAGUAGAAACACGCCCAUUAUCAGCCCGGAAUUUCAGUGUUACACGUGUGACUCCAGCAGAAAUAUACUUAAAGUGGGAUCCUCCAUAUCCUGUAUCUUUUCACCAUUAUCUUGUGACUAUUUUGGAUGUUGAAAAUAAUAAAUCAGAAGAGCUGGUUGUUGAAAAAUUCAACAAAACAAUGAUAAUAGGGGAUCUCAGAUCUUUUCAUCCUUAUCUGAUAUAUCUAUUCAGUGUAGCAGAAAGAGGAACUUUAAGCUGUUUUGAGAAACCUAUUUCAACCACUACAGGUAUUAAUCCACCUCAGAAAGUUUAUAUUAUACCAGAAGAUGUGGGUGAGGACAGUAUAAUUCUUCAGUGGGAACCCUCACAAGAUGGACAUGAUGUUUACAUUCAAACCAAAUCCAUAUCAGAUACAAGUGAGAUCAUGGAGUUUUUUAUAAAGGAUGCUAAUAGAUUAAAGAUUGAUAACUUAAUCCCUGGAAUGACAUAUGACAUUGGAGUGGCAACAGCGAUCAAUGGGAACUUGAGUGAGCUGGUAGCUAUUCAACAAACUCUAAUGGUAGCCUCAGGACCUGGAGCAAUUUGCAUCUCUUUUCUCCUGAAAAUUCAUGCUUGCCAAGUACAUCAUUGUUUUAUGAUUAUGAACUUGACAGCAGACUCACUGUGCUUAGCUCUGAACCUGAAUUCCACUAUUUGAAACCCAAACCAGUUCAGAUUGUUAUCCCCUAUGAAAGUCAUGGUACCUCUGUAAUCUUAUUUGUUCAAAUGCCUGAUAUUGGAGUGUUUGAUGGCAUACAUAUUAUAACUGAAGGAGGGCCAAAUGUAACUAU